AUGGAAGAAGUGCUUGUUAUACCUGACUGUUCUCCACAAUUGAAGCCCGUGGUUGGUCAGAAGUUCCAAUCCCUAGAUUUUGCUUUUGCGUUUUAUGAUGUGUAUGCCCGCGCCGUCGGUUUUGAUACGCGAAAACAAGGAAUGAGGAAGGCGGCGGACGGUGUAACUACUUGGUAUUCUGUCGUAUGCAACAGGGAGGGCAGCAAGAGGUCGAAUGAUGUGAAUGCACGAUCUGGUUUUACUAUUAAACGCAGGCGGUUGUCCAAGCGAUGUGGUUGCAAAGCAAGUAUAUCCUUCAAGUUCUUUUCUGGAGCAGUAAUUCUGGGAUAUAUUAUUCAGGAGUUCAAAGAGGUUCACAACAAUUAUAUGGUGGAGUCAGAGCAUCAGCAGUUCAUGACACUUAACCGGAAGUUAGAGGACGUACAUCACAAAUUCAUUCUGGACUGUUCCAAGGCUAAUAUAUGCCCCACACUUACCUUUAAGAUGGUGUUGGACGACAUGGCGAAGAAGAAGGAGCUGUCCGAUGCGUUCACAUAUCACUACGAAGUAAAUGAUGCUAACCAGUAUUGCAUGAUCUUCACACCUUUCACGGGAAAGGACAAUCAUGGAAAACCUGUAACAUUCGCUGCCGGAUUGGUGUGCAACGAGAAAACAGGGGCCUUUGGCUGGUUGUUCAAAUAUUUCGUCGAAUGCAUGGGUGUAGCACCCAAAAUGAUUGUAACCGAUCAAGACUUGGGCAUGAGAUCAGGUAUUCAAGAGGUUCUUGUAGGCACUCGACACCGAUGGUGUAUGUGGCAUAUAAUGCACAAGUUGGCUUCCAAGGUUCCAGGCAGGUUGCUUAGGGACGAAGAUUUCAAGAAGGAAUUCAAUGCAUACGUUUGGUCGGACUUGCUUGAACCCGACGAAUUUGAAGAGGAGUGGAAUGGAGUGAUUGAGCGUUAUGAGCUGGAAGACGUUGAUUAG
Messenger RNA from Salvia hispanica, 963 nucleotides. RefSeq names its product protein FAR1-RELATED SEQUENCE 5-like. NCBI's taxonomy places the organism in Eukaryota, Viridiplantae, Streptophyta, Magnoliopsida, Lamiales, Lamiaceae. The record is from RefSeq and is a predicted model, not a curated record.